Messenger RNA from Myripristis murdjan (pinecone soldierfish), 1375 nucleotides. RefSeq names its product prostaglandin D2 receptor 2. Bases 101 to 1174 code for a protein of 357 amino acids. The record is from RefSeq and is a predicted model, not a curated record. Gene Ontology annotation, cellular component: plasma membrane. Lineage: Eukaryota; Metazoa; Chordata; Actinopteri; Holocentriformes; Holocentridae. Gene Ontology annotation, molecular function: G protein-coupled receptor activity; complement component C5a receptor activity. The transcript has 3 exons. Gene Ontology annotation, biological process: complement receptor mediated signaling pathway; inflammatory response; positive regulation of cytosolic calcium ion concentration.
GCAAGGAGGCACUCCCUAUUUCUUUCCCUCUGCUCCACUUCUCCUGCUCUUACACACAAGCAAAGUAAAAAAGCUCAUUUCCAGUCUGAGACUACACCCAAUGGCUGAUGUAAAUGCCAGCCUGUCCACUGGCCCCGGGAUGCCAAACGGUCCCAACAGCUCUUGGCAGCAGGAGGCAAGCAGAGGAGUACAAAUUGCUGUCACCCUGCUGAUAUUCCUUGUGGGUAUACCUCUGAACAUGCUGGUGGUCUGGGCUCUGGGCGGCCGGACCCGGCACCGCCUGGCACGCCGAGGCAGCACCGACGGGACCCGAGCGGCCAGCAGCUUCCGUGUGUACGUGCUGCACCUGGCCCUGGCUGACCUGGUGCUGCUGCUCCGGACGCCCCUCAUGCUGGGAUACCUCGCCUCCAACAACAGCUGGCCGUUCGGCCGUCCCAUGUGCUGCCUGAUUGUGUUCCUGCGGGGCCUGGGGCUGUACGCCGCCGCCUUCCUCCUGUGUGCCGUGGCCCUGGAGCGCUGCCUGUGCCUGCUGAAGCCCGUGUGGGCGCGACUGAGACGCCCCGCCUGGGCCGUGCCCCUGGUCUGCGGCCUCAUAUGGACAUUAGCCACCGUUUUCUCUGUCCCCUACAUCCACAGCGCCGUCUUGCUGAAUGUGACCGGGGCGUACCAGUGCCUGGAAAGCGGGGAGUUUAACAUCGGCCUGUUUGUCACAGAGACUGUGGCGGGGUUCAUCACGCCCUUGCUGGUGUUCCUGGGAAGUAACGUGGCUGUUUUGCUCAGCGUUCAGCAAGCAGUGCCCCCCACACCCACCACCCCCUCCACAUCCUCCUCUUCCUCUAACACCCGCAGGAUGGUCAGGCUCUACCAGGUGCUCUUUGUUACCAUGCUGUUGUUCCUCACCUGCUGGGUGCCCUAUUUUGUUUGUCGAUUCCUCCGAGCUCUGGCCACUGGAUCAUCUGACCUGGAGACAUAUGCGCGCAAAGGCGCAUACAUAUCCCUGUACCUGGUGUACGUCAAGAGCGCCCUGAACCCUGUGCUGUAUGUGUUUGCUGCCCGGGGCUUGGGCAGCGCCAUCAAAGCCUCACUCAUUUCCACUAUUGAGCGAUUUUUCAAUGAUGACUCCAUGGAGUCCAUAAGAAGAAAGUCACUGAAGAGUGGCAACUCUCUCAUCUAGCGGAGCUUCGGCAGGCGGCACAGACUACUUGCCUCCUGCAGAAAUAUGCCAUUUAAACUAGGGCUGCACGUUAUGGAUAAAUGUAUACCUCGGUACUUAUGCCAAAUAUCCCGAUAGUGAUGCGAUACGAUAUGACUGUGGGUUCACGCUUCUUUGAACUUUGAAGUGUUGCAAUAGUGAAAAUUAUGCAUUCUUUAAAAA